AUGGCUACCCCCAGUGUCCUCGCUUUUGACGCUGAGGGUCGAGCCGUUGACUUUGAGGUCUGGGUCGACGACCUGCAGCUGUUCUUACAGUGCGAUAGAGCUGACGGCCAUUCCCUCUUUGACCUCACCUCUGGCGCCUCUCCUGCCCCUGCUGCUGAUGCUGACCCCACUGUUCGCUCUCAGUGGGCCACUCACGAUGCUGCUGCACGUCUUGCUGUGCGUCGCCACUUGCCCACCACUGAGCGCGCGCACUUUAGUAAGUACAAGAGUGCCCAGACCUUGGGUGUUCUCCUUCCCCUCUCCUGCCCUCUGUCGCCUCUGCCGCUGCGGCCGACCUCGUUGGUCUUGAGUCGGUCGGUGCGGCGUCUGCCCCUAGCGGGAGACGCCGCUCUGGCAAGGGCAAGGGGGGCAAGGGAGCGGGUGGGGCCAGUGGGGGCGGUGGAGGUGGAGGUGGAGGCGGCGGAGGGAGUGGGGGUGGCGGUGAAGGUGGUAGCGGGGGUGGGGGUGCUAGUGGCGGCAGUGGAGGCGGGGGUGGCGGCGGCGGUGGCGGUGGUAGCGGAGGUGGCGGAGGUGGCGGCGGUGGAGGCGGAGGCGGGGGCGGUGGAGGCGGAGGCGGGGGUGGCGGAGGUGGAGGUGGUCGGAGUGGAGCUACGCAGCGGAGCAGCACUGGGGGCGGUCAGCGCCAGCAGCAGCAGCAGCAGCAGCAGCGUUCUCGCGAGUCCCCACCCCUCAGCAGCUCCGUGA
Molecule: messenger RNA, 744 nt
Organism: Closterium sp. NIES-65
Lineage: Eukaryota; Viridiplantae; Streptophyta; Zygnematophyceae; Desmidiales; Closteriaceae
Source: the annotation of a GenBank genome assembly